AUGCUCCGGGAGCAAGACUCAACAGCGGAGGACACUUCGACCAUCGUUUUCGAGGAUGUUCACGACGAGCUUCAGCAGGCUGAAGUCAGAUGCGGUGACUGCGGUUGGAUUACAGUGAAAGUAGACUCACCGGACACUCUGACCACUCCCACACCUGAACCCGAUUUCGAGACAAAGUUGAGAAGAUCGGAGAUGAGGGAGGACGCAGGUGUCUGGCAUUAA
Messenger RNA from Dibothriocephalus latus, 222 nucleotides. The record is from the annotation of a GenBank genome assembly. Lineage: Eukaryota; Metazoa; Platyhelminthes; Cestoda; Diphyllobothriidea; Diphyllobothriidae.